AUGUCGAUGGCAAACUCCAAGCCUGACGUUCCUUCGACGCCGCCCGCCAAGUGGCCCUCCCCGGAGGACUGGCCGGCCUCCAAGGUCCGCCAGACCUUUAUUGACUACUUUGUCAACAGCCCCGGCUUUGAGCACACCUUCUGGCCCUCGAGCGGCGCCAUUCCGUUUGACGACGACACACUCCUUUUCGCCAACGCCGGUAUGAACCAGUACAAGCCGCUGUUCCUCGGCACGGCCGACCCCAAGUCGGAUCUGUCCAAGCUCAUCCGCGCGGUCAACUCGCAGAAGUGCAUCCGCGCUGGUGGCAAGCACAACGAUCUUGACGACGUCGGCAAGGACACGUACCACCACACCUUCUUUGAGAUGCUUGGCAACUGGUCGUUCGGCAACUACUUCAAGGUCGGCGCCAUCACGAUGGCGUGGGACCUUCUCACCCGUGUCUACGGUCUUCCCAAGGACCGUCUUUACGUGACCUACUUUGAGGGCGACGCCGCGCAGGGCCUGGAGCCUGACCUCGAGACAAAGCAGAUCUGGCGCGACAUGGGUGUGCCGGAGAGCAACAUCCUUUCCGGCAACGCCCAGGACAACUUCUGGGAGAUGGGUGCUACAGGCCCUUGCGGACCCUGCUCUGAGAUUCACUUUGACCGCAUCGGCGGACGUAACGCCGCGCACCUCGUCAACAUGGACGACCCAGACGUCCUCGAGAUCUGGAACAACGUUUUCAUCCAGUACAACCGUGAGGCCAACGGCGACCUCCGCUCCCUCCCGGCCAAGCACAUCGACACUGGUAUGGGCUUUGAGCGUCUCGUUUCGGUCCUCCACGACGUCCGCUCCAACUACGACACGGACGUCUUCCUGCCCAUCUUCAAGAAGAUCCAGGAGCUUACCAACGCCCGCGAGUACCAGGGCAAGCUCGGCGCCGAGGACGAGGGCGAUAUUGACACUGCGUACCGUGUCAUCGCGGACCACAUCCGUACCCUCACCAUCGCCAUCUCGGACGGUGGUGUGCCUGACAAGGACGGCCGUGGCUACGUUCUCCGCCGCAUUCUCCGCCGCGGUGUGCGCUACGCGAGCAACAAGUUCAACGUCGAGAUUGGCACUUUCUUUUCCUCGCUUGUCGACACCACCGUCGAGACCCUCAAGGAGAUCUUCCCCGAGGUGACCAAGAAGAUUCCUGAGCUUAAGGAGAUCCUUGAUGAGGAGGAGCAGUCAUUCGCAAGAACUCUCAAGCGCGGCGAGGUCCUGUUCAACAAGUACGCUGAGGCGGCGGUUUCGGAUGGCACCAAGACCCUCCAGGGCCGCGACACCUGGCGUCUGUACGACACCUACGGCUUCCCCGUCGACCUGACCCAGAUCAUGGCCGAGGAGCGUGGCCUCAAGAUCGACGAGAAGGCGUUCGAGGAGGCUCGCCUCAAGUCGCUCGAGGCGUCCAAGGCUGGUAGCAAGAAGGCGGCUGCUGGUGGUGUCAAGCUCGACGUCCACGACCUCGGUGCGCUUGAGGCCAACGACGCCGUUCCCAAGACCGACGACGACGCCAAGUUUGAGCGCGGCGAUGUCGAGGCCAAGAUCAAGGCCAUCUACCAGAACGGCAAGUUUGUCAAGUCAACCAAGGAGCUGCCAGAGGGCGAGGCGUUUGGCAUCCUGCUCGACAAGACCAACUUCUAUGCCGAGUCUGGUGGCCAGGAGUACGACACUGGUGUGAUUGCCAUCGACGGCCAGGCCGAGUUCAAGGUCGAGGACGUGCAGGUGUACAACGGCUACGUACUGCACGUCGGCACCCUGUCCGAGGGCGAGCUUAAGGUCGACGAUGAAGUGAUUGCCAACUACGACGAGCUGCGCCGCUGGCCAUUGCGCAACAACCACACCGGUACCCACAUCCUCAACUACGCUCUGCGCAGGGUGCUCCCCGGUGACAUUGACCAGAAGGGAUCGCUUGUUGCACCCAACCGCCUGCGUUUUGACUUCUCGCACAACAAGGCGAUUGUACCGGCUGAGCUCGGCCAGGUCGAGGCCAUCUGUAACGAGUGGAUCAAGAAGGCGGCACCAGUGUACUCGAAGGAGCUUCCUCUCGAGAUCGCCCGCCAGAUCCCUGGGCUGCGCGCCGUCUUCGGCGAGCGGUACCCGGACCCUGUGCGCGUCGUGUCGAUCGAAUUUGACUUGAACGAGGUUGAGAAGGACCUUUCCAAUCCCAAGUGGGCUGAGUCGUCGAUCGAGUUCUGCGGUGGCACGCACGUCAAGAAGACGGACGAGAUCAAGGACUUUGUCAUCAUCGAGGAGGGCUCGAUUGCCAAGGGCAUUCGCCGGAUUGUCGCCGUGACUGGGCACGAGGCUGCGGACGUGCAGCGCAAGGGCGCCGAGUUUGCGAAGAAGCUUGAGCGUAUUGGAGGACUCGAGGGCAAGGAGCGCGAGGCGGCUCUCAAGCCCUUCAUUCCCGAGCUUGACCAGGCCGGCGUCGGGCUCCUCACGAAGCACCGCCUGGCUGAGCGUCACUCCAAGCUGACCCAGGAGCUCGCGGCGGCUCAGAAGGCCCAGAUGGCCGCGGACCAGAAGGUGCUCACCGACGCCGUGAUCAAGUUCUUCGCUGAGAACCCCAACGAGAACGUCUUUGUCGGCGCCUUCGACCUCGGCUCCAACCCCAAGGUCCUGCAGGCCGGCACUGCUGCCGCGACAAAGGCCGGCAAGGCGGCGUACAUCAUCAGCACGGACCAGGCGGCUGGCAAGGUCGCGCACACUAACGCCCUCCCCAAGGCGACAGUGAGCAAGGCGUUCGACUGCAAGCUCUGGCUCGCCGAGGUGUCCAAGGUCCUCGGUGGCAAGGGCGGCGGUAAGCCCGAGAGCGCGACUGGUGUCGGCUCCAACCUCGACAAGGUCGGCGAGGCGGUCGCGGCUGCCACCAAGAUGUACAAGGACAAGGUCGAGGCGUAG
Molecule: messenger RNA, 2925 nt
Organism: Cutaneotrichosporon cavernicola
Lineage: Eukaryota; Fungi; Basidiomycota; Tremellomycetes; Trichosporonales; Trichosporonaceae
Gene: ALA1
Exons: 5
Coding region: 1-2925 (974 amino acids)
Biological process (GO): alanyl-tRNA aminoacylation
Cellular component (GO): cytoplasm; mitochondrion
Molecular function (GO): ATP binding; aminoacyl-tRNA deacylase activity; nucleic acid binding
Source: RefSeq, a predicted model, not a curated record